Molecule: messenger RNA, 3667 nt
Organism: Phalaenopsis equestris
Lineage: Eukaryota; Viridiplantae; Streptophyta; Magnoliopsida; Asparagales; Orchidaceae
Biological process (GO): transmembrane transport; dipeptide transport
Cellular component (GO): membrane
Molecular function (GO): tripeptide transmembrane transporter activity; dipeptide transmembrane transporter activity
Source: RefSeq, a predicted model, not a curated record
AAUAAUUUGUUAAGGUCCCCCGCCAGUACCAGCGAGCUCCGCUCAGCUUACCUCCGCAAAACAAUCGACCAGGCUUUUCACCCGAGAUGGAGGCAAGCGCUCUUCUUCCCUUCAUCGCUAACCCCUCAUCUUCCCCCGCAGUCGCCCUGGCAGGCGUCGUCGACUACCGCGGCUACCCUGCUUUCCGAUCCUCCUCCGGCAGGUGGACCGCCGCUCUCUUCAUCAUCUGGGUGGAGAUUGCGGAGAGGUUUGCAUAUUAUGGGAUUUUUUCCAACCUUAUUACCUAUCUCACUGGGUCGCUCCAGGAGUCCACGGCGGCGGCAGCAGCUGGUGUGAAUACAUUGGCGGGGGUAGCGAUGUUGCUGCCGCUUGCAGGCGCGUUCGUCGCUGAUUCGUAUCUGGGGCGUUACAGGACAAUUCUGUUUUCUUCUCUGCUCUAUAUUUUGGGCUUAGGUCUGCUGACCCUAUCCUCUGUGCUGCCUAGCCUUCGUCCACCCAAGUGUAUGAAUGAUGAUAAGGCAUGUAGUCCAAAUUAUUUCCAAACAGGCUUCUUCUACUUUGCUUUGUACCUUGUUGCAAUUGCUCAAGGUGGGCACAAGCCUUGCACAGAGGCAUUUGGUGCUGAUCAGUUUGAUGAGAAGGACCCUGAAGAAAGCAUCUCAAGAAGCUCAUUUUUUAACUGGUGGUAUUGUGGCUUAUGUUUUGGUGUGACUGUGACGACUAUAUUCUUGAACUACGUGCAAGAUAAUAUUAGCUGGGCUGUUGGAUAUGGGAUAUCAUUUAUUUCCAUGGGACUUGCUCUCAUCUUGUUCGUGCUUGGGACAAAGACAUACCGCUUCUACCAAUUGGAAGGUGAAAGUCCAUUCCUUAGAAUUGGGAAAACAUUGGUUGCUCUACUUAAAAGUUGGAUGGGCUCCUCUCAUGCAUCAUCUGAUGGAGGACUUGAUCGUACGAAGCUUGUGAAAGAUGCAGCAGCAAAUGAUAUCCAAAUAGAAGAAGCUAGAGGAGUGCUUCAGUUGGUACCAAUAUGGGCGGCAUGCUUAACAUAUGCUGUAGUAUAUGCGCAGUCAGCAACCUUUUUCACCCAACAAGGGAGCACCCUGGACCGUAGAAUUGGUUCAAACUUCAAAGUUCCACCUGCAGCCUUGCAGAGCUUCAUCAGCAUCACCAUUGUCGCUUUCAUUCCAAUUUAUGAUCAAAUCCUAGUUCCGGUGUCCAGAAAAUUUUCUAGCAUUCCUACUGGAAUCACACAGCUCCAACGGAUAGGCAUUGGAAUGUUCUUCUCAGUAAUAUCCAUGGUAUUAGCAGCUCUAGUUGAAAUCAAAAGAUUGAAAACUGCAAAAGACCAUGGAUUGAUUGAUCUACCAAAGAUGACCAUUCCGAUGAGUCUGUGGUGGUUGGUUCCUCAAUACCUUCUUUAUGGCAUUACGGAGGUGUUUGUUACGGUGGGCUUACAGGAAUUCUUCUACGAUCAAGUUCCUAAUGCAUUGAGGAGCCUUGGCCUGGCGCUCUGCAUGACCAUCUUUGGUGUUGGAUAUUUCAUCAGUAGCUUCCUCAUUUCUGUCAUUGAUAAGGCAACUAGUAAGGUUGGAGAGAGUUGGUUUUCUGAUAAUCUGAACCGUGCGCAUCUUGAUUAUUUCUACUGGCUUCUUGGUUCUCUCAACGCUGUAGGACUGAUCACCUACCUCUACUUUGCGCGAUCUUAUGUAUACAAGAAGAAAAAAAAUGCUGCUGUUUUGAGCCCUCCGGAAAACGAUCGACUUGGCUUUUCAUCCGGCAUGGACUCAUGCCCGGUUCUUCCCUUCAUCUCUACCCCCGCAGUCGCCCUGGUAGGCGUCGUCGACUACCGCGGCUACCCCGCUUUCCGAUCCUCCUCGGGCAGGUGGACGGCCGCUCUCUUCAUCAUCUGGGUGGAGAUUGCGGAGAGGUUUGCAUAUUAUGGGAUUUCUUCCAACCUUAUUACCUAUCUCACUGGGCCGCUCCAGGAGUCGACGGCGGCGGCAGCAGCUGGUGUGAAUACUUGGGCCGGGGUAGCGAUGAUGCUGCCGCUUGCAGGCGCGUUCGUCGCUGAUUCGUAUCUUGGUCGUUACAGGACCAUUCUGUUCUCUUCUCUGCUCUAUAUUUUGGGCUUAGGUCUGCUGACCCUAUCCUCUGUGCUGCCUAGCCUUCGUCCACCCAAGUGUAUGAAUGAUGAUAAGGCAUGUAGUCCAAAUUAUUUCCAAACAGGCUUCUUCUACUUUGCUUUGUACCUUGUUGCAAUUGCUCAAGGUGGGCACAAGCCUUGCACAGAGGCAUUUGGUGCUGAUCAGUUUGAUGAGAAGGACCCUGAAGAAAGCAUCUCAAGAAGCUCAUUUUUUAACUGGUGGUAUUGUGGCUUAUGUUUUGGUGUGACUGUGACGACUAUAUUCUUGAACUACGUGCAAGAUAAUAUUAGCUGGGCUGUUGGAUAUGGGAUAUCAUUUAUUUCCAUGGGACUUGCUCUCAUCUUGUUCGUGCUUGGGACAAAGACAUACCGCUUCUACCAAUUGGAAGGUGAAAGUCCAUUCCUUAGAAUUGGGAAAACAUUGGUUGCUCUACUUAAAAGUUGGAUGGUCUCCUCUCAUGCAUCAUCUGAUGAAGGAGGACUUGAUCGUACAAAGCUUGUGAAAGAUGAAGCAGCAGAUGACGCAGCAGCAAAUGAUAUCCAAAUAGAAGAAGCUAGAGGAGUGCUUCAGUUGGUACCAAUAUGGGCGGCAUGCUUAACAUAUGCCGUAGUAUUUGCACAGUCAUCAACUUUUUUCACCAAACAAGGGACCACCCUAGACCGUAGAAUUGGUUCAAACUUCAAAGUUCCACCUGCAGCCUUGCAGAGCUUCAUCAGCAUCACCAUUGUCGCUUUCAUUCCAAUUUAUGAUCAAAUCCUAGUUCCGGUGUCCAGAAAAUUUUCUAGCAUUCCUACUGGAAUCACACAGCUCCAACGGAUAGGCAUUGGAAUGUUCUUCUCAGUAAUAUCCAUGGUAUUAGCAGCUCUAGUUGAAAUCAAAAGAUUGAAAACUGCAAAAGACCAUGGAUUGAUUGAUCUACCAAAGAUGACCAUUCCGAUGAGUCUGUGGUGGUUGGUUCCUCAAUACCUUCUUUAUGGCAUUACGGAGGUGUUUGUUACGGUGGGCUUACAGGAAUUCUUCUACGAUCAAGUUCCUAAUGCAUUGAGGAGCCUUGGCCUGGCGCUCUACAUGACCAUUUUUGGUAUUGGAAAUUUCAUCAGUAGCUUUCUCAUAGCUGUCAUUGAUAAGGCAACUAGUAAGGCUGGAGAAAGUUGGUUUUCUGAUAAUCUGAACCGUGCGCAUCUUGAUUAUUUCUACUGGCUUCUUGGUUGUCUCAACGCUGUAGGACUGAUCAUCUAUCUCUACUUAGCGCGGUCUUAUGUUUACAAAAAGAAACAAAAUGCUGCAGUUUUGAAUUAAGGUAAUUCCUAAGGACUUUGUUGGUUGCAUGUAAAUAGACUGUUUUUAGAAUUGAUAUAGUUGCAUUUCUUUAGUUUGAGUCUUAAAUAAACUCAUGAUAUUAAUGGAGGUUGAGCAUGGAGGUAUUAACGAUGUAUGAGCUUCUGUAUUUUGUAUUGAAUUUUGUAUAUUAAUGGUACAAAUACAACAACAACAAAGCCUUAAUCCUAUCACGUGGGGUUGGC